Penicillium griseofulvum is the source of this 1614-nucleotide messenger RNA. RefSeq names its product Beta-lactamase-related protein. The record is from RefSeq and is a predicted model, not a curated record. The transcript has a single exon. The coding region runs from base 1 to 1614 and encodes 537 amino acids. Lineage: Eukaryota; Fungi; Ascomycota; Eurotiomycetes; Eurotiales; Aspergillaceae.
AUGGCAAAACUCUCUGCACGACUGGAUCGCCUAAGCUCCACCAUCGAAGAUUUGAUGCGCAUCGGCGGAACCCCAGGGCUCUCGCUGGCAGUCAUGUCGAGUGGAAGCACAGUUUACGAGUCAAGCUUUGGUGUCCGAGACAAAGAAGCUGGUCUACCCGUCACUGAUGAAACAAUAUUUCCUUUGUGCUCGUUGACAAAGGCUCUGACUGCCUCUGCGAUGGCGAUUCUUGUCGACGAGGGUAAACUCACCUGGGAUACACUGGUGAAAGACGUUCUUCCAUUCUUUGAUUCAAGAGACGAGACGACGCAGAAUCACUUGACUAUAACCGACAUCCUAUCUCAUCGAUCAGGCAUGGCUUGGGCUGGUAACGUGGUCCUCGGUACCGAGAACAACAUCCUCAUUUCGAAAAAGGAUGGACUGAAAUACAUAAGUUCACAACGGCGGCUUCUUCCCUUCCGGACAGGAAUGUCCUAUAACAAUCUUGGAUAUAAUCUCGCAGGUUAUGUCAUCGAGGAAGUCAGUGGCGUUUCGUGGUUUGAGUUUGUACAGAGCCGUAUUCUCGACCCCCUUGGCUUGGAUCGAACCUACCUCAAGGCUCCACCAUCGGACAUCGGAAAUGUCACUCAGUGCUACAAUACACUUGACGAUGGCUCUGCCACUCAGAUUCCUCACCCUAAGGGAGGCCAAAAUUGGUUUGGAGGACCAAGUGGUGGCGCAUGGUCCUGUGUUCGUGAUCUGUUGAAGCUAUACAAAACGUUCACCACUAGCUUUGAAGAUCAGUUCACCACCGGGGAAAAAGCAACAGAAAACUCCCCUUUCAGACAAGUUUCGUUUCUCACUUCCGCCAAAAUCCCUAUGGAUCAACCCUCUAGGAACGAGCUAUCAUACGCAUUAGGAUGGGUCAGAGCCCAGCUUCCCAACCGGCUAGGUCAGAUCGGAAUCAAUCCUGGUCUAAUGCCCAAUGGUAUGCCUACCGUUGGGAAAGGUGUCCCCUCACAGCUUGCCCUUUUUCACCAGGGCAGCCUACCUGGCGCCCUCUCAAUCGUGAUUCUACUUCCAGACACGAACAAUGUUAUUGUUGUUCUAUCCAACUCUUUGGCCCUAAAUGAUGUUCCUGACUGGGUUGGCCAACUCAUCCUUGAAGAGGUGCUCGGGGUUCCAGAAUCAGAGAGAAACAAUUACCUCGAAGCAGCUCAUACCUCAGUCGCUGAAAAUUUGAAGUGGUAUCCAGCGCUGGUGGAGGAGCUAAACAAUGCUCGGAAGAACGGAACAUCACCACGAGCACUGGAGGAGUAUGUUGGUACUUACUGGGAUAACAUUAAUGUGUUUAAAAUUGUUGUGGAUUUGGUGGACAACAAGCUUUACUGGAGACUGCAAGGGCUGGAUUCAGAAAGGUUCCAACUUGAACACUAUGAAGAUGAUACCUUUACUUGGCUACUUCCGCGAAACGAGUUAUCUAGACGUGGCCGCUGGGUGGAAUCAGACCAAGGGCCAGCUUUCUGGAAAGCUGUAUUUGAAUACAGUGACAAUGGGGAAAUUGACAAGUUGCUUUGGGCACACGAUACCGGCGUCCCGCCACUGCAGUUAACGAAGGAAAGCAGCAAGGUAUAA